AUACUCUUAAUUGUCAACUCCUUUUCACAUCCACGUAUAAGCAUACCGACUCUCACGGAGUGGCUACUUAAGUCGGAGCAUAAACCCGAAGAGAAAUGAGCAUGGUUUCCAUCCCAGCAUUCUCAGCUUUACAUGCAAUCUCAAUACCCAGAGAUUAUCAUUCUUUUGCAAUAGUGAACUCCUUGAAGGCCAAGGGGAAGAGUUAUCAAUUAGAAUUGCUUGGCAACACCAAUGUCUUGAAAGCAUAUAGUAUAUGGAGUGGCAGCUUUAGCUCCUCUGGCAAGCACUCGAAGUUGAGGACCUUUUUGGUUGAGGCAAACCAAGAAUCUUCGUUACUGUCUCGUGUGGGAGCUUGGGAACAUCCUGAUGAUGGCAGUGGGGGUGAAUCUGAGGAGGAGGAGGAAGAAGAAGAACAUGACUUGGGUUUCCAGAGUGAAUGGGAAGAAGAUGAAGAAAAGCGGGUUCUAGCUGCUAAUGCUGGUGAUGUUCAGAAGUCCAUGACAAAUGAGUAUGAAGAGCAACUUGUAAAAGAGGUAGAGCAGCUCUUGGAGGUAGAAGAAAGAGCAAUUUUGCAAAGGCAUGCAGCUCCCAACAUGGAGAGAUUAUCCACUGCAAAAUGGAGCCCACUACAUACUCUUUCACUAUCUGGGCUAGUUCCUUUCAUGGACAAGCUACUUGAAGAUGGUGUAGAUAUUAAUCUUUUUGACAAAGAUGGUGUAACUGCUCUUCAUACUGCAAUUAUAGGCAAAAAGGAAGCUGUUAUUAAUCAUCUUCUAAGAAAAGGUGCAAGUCCUCAUGUCAGAGAUUGGGAUGGAGCUACUCCACUUCAUUAUGCAGUUCACGUAGGCGCCAAGCGGAUUGUGAAGUUGUUGAUCAAAUACAAAGUUGAUGUCAAUAUCGCAGAUAAUGACGGAUGGACGCCAUUGCACAUUGCUGUGCAAAGUAGAAACAGAGAUAUUGUGAAACUUUUGUUAGUGAAUGGUGCAGAUAAGAGUAGAAGAAAUAAGGAUGGCAGAACUCCCAUAGAUCUGGGCUUAUGUUAUGGGAAAGACUUCAAGUCCUAUGACCUCACCAAGUUACUGAAGACAGUACCAAUGGACAGAGAAUUUUGAGUCUGAAGUUGAGACAAUUUAAACUGCGGAGUAAGUUCGAUUGCAUGUCUUGAGUAUGUGGUGCAACUAGAUAUUUGAUUCCUGCAUUCAAGAUCAGUUAUGAACUAAUUUACUCCAGUUUCCUCUCAUUUUAUAGACUAAGGGAAACUAAGAAUAGGUGGGUAAAAUAUUUAUGGAGGGAGAAAUUGUCAUGAAGCAAAUUGGUUAAAUACACAAUAAAAGUUAGUUAUCUGCAUCUCGGUAGUGUACAGACUACCAAAGUAGGAAACAUGCUGGAUGAACUGCUUGAGAUCCAUUGGUUUCUGGGUUAAUCUGUUUGAUACAAUGUAGCUUGUUAGUGUAAUCUAUCCCAGCCCUGCUGUAUUAACCACAGUUUUGUACACAUAAGUGAUGUAACCCUAAACCCUAAACCCACACGCGUAACUGCCAUAUAUAACCACCCGUAAUUUUGCUUUAAGCUUAUGUAAUCGUUU
Messenger RNA from Fragaria vesca subsp. vesca, 1585 nucleotides. Its product is annotated as ankyrin repeat domain-containing protein EMB506, chloroplastic-like. The coding region runs from base 96 to 1112 and encodes 338 amino acids. Lineage: Eukaryota; Viridiplantae; Streptophyta; Magnoliopsida; Rosales; Rosaceae. Gene Ontology annotation, biological process: protein targeting to chloroplast. The record is from RefSeq and is a predicted model, not a curated record. Gene Ontology annotation, cellular component: chloroplast outer membrane. Gene Ontology annotation, molecular function: chloroplast targeting sequence receptor activity; protein binding. The transcript is spliced from 8 exons.